Messenger RNA from Parathielavia appendiculata, 707 nucleotides. RefSeq lists its product as uncharacterized. Lineage: Eukaryota; Fungi; Ascomycota; Sordariomycetes; Sordariales; Chaetomiaceae. The record is from RefSeq and is a predicted model, not a curated record. The coding region runs from base 168 to 464 and encodes 98 amino acids. The transcript has a single exon.
CCCUGACAUGACAUGCUCUACCGCUCUGCCAGUACCUGGACGGCACAUGACUGACUCGGGUUCUCUAUGGUAUCUGAGGAGUUUAUUGCACUAAGUUCGCUAGACACGAAACCACUCCGAGAAGUUUGUGUCUACCUUAGCUGCGCGUGGGCAGGCGUUCACUCGGAAUGCACUGCAUCAAGCCGUUGAGUCCGAUGCAGUCGCCCGGGCCGCCAGUGCUCCGAAGGCCGGAUGCCCAGCCCGGAAUAUUCGGCAGGCCGGGGCCGAGAGUGUCUUCAACGCCGAGCCAAGCGAGUGCCGAUCAUCUAGACCCUUCGAUGACCAGACAUCCUGCGGCAUGGGUUGGUUCUUACGAUUUCCCUGCCGCACGUCCAGAUGCUUAUUCCCUGACUGCAGAAUGGUGUUGCUUUGUCGUCUUGCGCAGCGUACGUCUGAAGCGGCUCUGCAGGAUAUCGAACGCCUGAGGCCUCCUGCUACAGCAUGCCUUUCCAUCAGCCGGGUGACGGGGGUGGGGUGUCAUUUUCGAUGCUCAACGUGCUGUUGAACCCUCCAUCAGUCUGCGGUGUUGAUCAGUGCCCUUACGGGCAACUCUUAAUACGGCAAGAGAUCUGCCAGGUUAACUGGCGAGGAGAGAGCGAGAAGGAGAGCGGGAGUGAGGUCCGAGAGGUCUUAUUCGUGAAAUGCCAGCUCGGCGUUCUUGCUUUUCA